Molecule: messenger RNA, 3993 nt
Organism: Spirodela intermedia
Lineage: Eukaryota; Viridiplantae; Streptophyta; Magnoliopsida; Alismatales; Araceae
Source: the annotation of a GenBank genome assembly
AUGGGUUCAGAUUUGAUCGAAAUAGAAAGCAUUUCAUAUCUAAUGGAGGAGGAGGACGUCCUGAUUAAUAUGAUUCCAAAAAGAGCUUCUCUUGGGCGUGUUACUAAUCCAAAAUUUGAUAUCUUCAAUGGGCUAAAGUUUGCAGUGCUCUCUGGACUACUGACUUUUCAGGGCUGUCAGCAUGCGACUGCAAUCACAGAAAUCGCUAGUGGAUUGCAGCCCGCUUCGUUCAUAGGAGAUUUGGGUGAUAUUGGUACAGGUUUUACUUCAGUUAGGAAACCUUCCUGUUACUAAUCUAAAGUUGUUUUAUUUUAUUUUAUUUUAUUUUAUUUAUUGUGGUCGCCCUAACUCAUGCAGACCUUACAAUCAUGUAAGUGCAUUUUCUGAACUCCCUUAUAUCUCAGUUAAAUUGUUAGACUCAAAUCCCGGGAUUCUGUAUGCCCUCGAUUACAAAGUGCUACCUCAGUUUGCAUCAAUCAAUGAUGAGAAAAUCCUUAUCCUGGAACAUGUAGUCAGAAUCAUGGAUCAUGUUUAGGACCUAAGAAGACCCAUAUCUUAAUGUCACAACAGCAGGCUUCGUGCAAAUCUAGUUAAGACGGUUACUAAGUUGAAACUCUACAACAUCUAGGAACCUGCUGCACCUCCUGCUCCGCAUCUACAUGUGCCAUAAUACAAGAGAUAGAGCACAGUGCCUCUAGAACACCGAUGGGAUACAUCUAUAAUAUCAAUGAAACAUGCCAUCAUUUUUAUCUCGUCAGUCCACUAGGAGAAUCAUGGAUAAUUGAAUCUACUUCUUUUUAGUUAUGAAAUUCAACCAUGAAAAUUUUCCUUUUGCAGGCAUUCUUGUUGAUAUUUUUCUCUGAACUGGGAGACAAAACAUUCUUUAUUGCUGUAAGGAUCCACUCCUGAAUGUCUUUUAAUAAAAUUUCGUUUUUACCAUGUUAAAACAUGCGCUCAGUAUACGAAAGUAAAUAUUUUGAAUGGCUUCUGUUAUCUAUUUUCCUUUCAUAAUCUUUGCCUAACUCUCUAAAUAGAUGCAUGAUUAUCCUGUGUUGAAUUAAUUUGAAAAUUAUGAAUUGAAUCAAAUCCUUUAUAUAUAGUCCUAUGCAAUGUUUAGUUAUGAGACAGAUACAUAUUGUUGAAUUUUGAGUUGGAGUUCUCUUUCCAAAGUCUCCAUAUGAGCAUAUAACUAUAUGGAGAGGAAGGCCUAUAAUUCCUACCCCGCCUGAUAUCAUUGGCCUCUAGUUGUGCAUAUCCUGCUGUGCAAUAUGUACCUCAUUAUUUAGUUUACUAGGAAAAAAAUAUUUUGCAGUUUAACAUGCAAGAAGAAUCCGCCCUCAUAUGUCAAUCUCAUGAGAUGUUACAGCUUUUGUUCUUUGGAAAUAUUUUCUUUUUUCGUACGAAAGAUCAAGUAAAAUCCUCAAAAUAAUAUACUAAAAAAAUAUUAUUAAUCGUGUCAAAAUUUUAAUGUUGUCAACCCUUACUUUGAGCAGGCUCUUUUGGCUGCCCGAAAUUCUGCCCUUGUUGUCUUUCUGGGCACGUUUGGUGCACUUGGGUAAGUAUCUUCAUGAGUUUUUUGGCAUGUUCUUUACUGGUUUUCAACUUAUUACUCGAUUAAUUAUUCAUAGGUAUGUGUUUUCUUCAACUUCGUCGAUGUAGACUUGAUGUUCAACAGAGGACCUUGGUGUUUGCAGACUUGUAUCUUAAUUUUGUGUUUUUUUGGGGGUGUGGGGUGUGGGUGGGGUUCUUAAUUUUGUGGUGCUGCUGUCUAGAAGAAAGUAUAUGACUUUCUGAUGACAUUGCAUACAUGAAGAUGUGAGCAAGCAAUUAUACAUAAAAGGCAUUGAUAGCUAUUUGAUGGUUUUCUUUCCCAUGGUCUAUUAUUCCUUGCGUGUAGCAGGCGAAAAAAUUCUUGUCCAAUGUCCUCGGUCUUCCACUAUUCCAGAAGUGAUGAUACUUCUCAUGCUUGUGAUUCUCUUUAAUUUUAUAAAAUUUAUAAGAAAUUCUAGUUCUACUUUCUUCCAGACCAUAACAAGAUUAAUUCAAUCAUCUGUACUGACUAAAUGUCAUCGGACAGGAUGACCAAAUGAGUUAUAUGCUGGCUAAUUUUUUAAAAUGAGAUCAGUUUUUUUUUUUCUUUUUUCUUUGAGAGCUCAACCGUGCUGAUAAUGCCAGUAAUCAUUUUCUUCUGCAGGGUGAUGACCAUCAUAUCCGUCAUUCUUGGACGUACAUUUCAUUAUGUGGAUGACAUCCUACCGUUCAGGUAGUGGUUUUGUUCUCCCAUGGGGAUGGUAUCUCACUGAUGGCUGUCUCAUGCUACAUUAUCCUCCCAGAUAAUAUAUAGGAAGCUAUCUAAGACGUACCUUUAACGUGAUGUGAAAACCCUGUGGUAGGUUUGGUGAAACAGAUUUGCCCGUUGAUGAUAUUGCAGCAGUCUGCCUACUGGUAACACUUCUGACCCAUAAUAUGCUAAACUAAAGCUUGUAAAGCAAAGCUUAGCAAAUUUCUUUUUUUUUUUUUUUCCGUUUACAACCUUCAGAUAUUCGUUGUAGCACAUCUUACUCCAGUGAAAUGCUCGAUGGGUGGGGUUCUAAUCGUUAGACAUGCCAGGUUUAUUUUGGGGUUUCCACUCUAAUCGAUGCUUCUUCAAGUGAUGGUUCAAAGGCUCAAGGGGAAAAGGAGGAGGUGAGUUCGCAUGCUGAAUUUAUUUUUAAAAUAAAUCUGUAUGAGGGGCAACACCUACUUUUAUUUUUAUUUUUAAUCUCAGAUGGUUUCGUUGAUGAGUUAAUUUAUCAAGAACAGUUGCACAUGGUUCAUAGACGUUGCCUAUACGAAAUCAAAUGACAACUUCUUUUACCCGUCCAGCAUCUUCCACUUAAGAACAUAAUAUGUGAAGAAGGCUCUUCAUUAUUUUUGGAGCUUUUAGGCUUUUUUUUAUAACCUCAGCACUUCAUUUUCUUGACUGUUGUGAUUGGUUCCUGAUUUUCAACCAGGCGGAGCUUGCGAUCGCCGAUGUAUCAGGGAGUGGUGCAGGAAUUGUGGCUGCAGCUAGCACCGUGAUCAGUACUUUUGCCCUGGUUUUUGUCGCCGAAUGGGGCGAUAAAUCAUUUUUUUCCACCAUAGGUAUUUUUUCGUUCAUUUUAUUUUUAUUUUUAUUGAACAUUUUUUUUUAUUUUUUUUAUUUUUAUUGAACAUACUGCUGUUAAAUGCUCGGGAAUGUUCUAUCAAUCACAACAUUCUAUGUUUUUAUAACUCUCAUUUUUUUUGCUUCUUUUUUGCUCUGUGCAGCACUUGCUGCAGCUUCUUCGCCGCUUGGUGUCGUGGGGGGCGCCCUGGCCGGCCAUGCCGCUGCAACCUUGGUGAGACUAAGCUUUAAAUAUUAUUUAAAGCUUUAAAUGAACUUAUUUGAUGAUUAGUGUAAUUUAUUUGGCAUUUAUAUUUAUUUCGCUCUUGCAGCUUGCAGUUGUGGGGGGAUCCUUAUUAGGCACAUUUUUCUCCGAGAAGGUUAGCUCUUACUUUCAUUAUAUGUAGUCUUGAAUGUGUCAGAAAUGCUACUUGAUGAAAUUAAAAAAAAAAAAAGAAAAAAAAAGAAGGGAAAUGCCAGACCCGAUAAAGCUGCUGCAUCUGCCAAAAAUGGAAAAAAAAAUAAAGGGAAAAAUGGAGGAAUUUGGAAUUAGAUACAGAAUAAGACAACACCCCCGUCUGACAAAAAUGGAAAAAAAAAAAAAAGGAAUAUAAACAUGAGGUGGCUUGCAGACUAGUGUCCCCUGCAUGGCCUAGAUCCAGUACCGGGCCUGAAGAGUGAAAUGGGGCUCUGGGUUGGGGCCACGUGGCAAGAACAGGUUUUGAUAUCUGCACCCACCCCCCACCCAGCGACCCUCAAAAAGAGGUCAUUUUUGCUUCUGCCUUGCUCUUUUGCAGGUCAUCGCCUACGUUGGAGGGCUCCUCUUCUUCGUCUUCGCUGCGGUCACGCUGUCAGGCAUCGUCAGCUAG